CAAACUGAGUAACGUUUCUGAAUUACUGGUAGGACAACCUGGAAAGGUACUCACUGGGUACCCUACUUCCAGGAAAUCAAAGGACCCUGGUAAUCUCUAGACUGAAGGAGCUACCCUGAGAUAUAAUGGAGAUACAAACCUACCGACUUCUAGUUCCAGGAAAAACCAUGACCACUUUAUUACUAGCACUUGUGUGUUUACGAGUCAUCGCUGCAGCAGUCUCCGUGGAAGUUUUAGAUCAUGGGGCCAUGCUUAGUGUGAGCAUACCUUUACACUCCCCCCUGCAUGUUCCCCUGGGAAGCACUCUGACCAUCCCCUGUUACUACAUGAACACAUUGGAGCAUGUCACCACGUCUCCGUCCACCGCCCCUCUGACCCCACGAAUCAAAUGGAGCAGACUGUCGGAAGGCAAAGAGGUUGUCUUGUUAGUGGCCAUGGAUGGGCACGUGAAAAUCAGCACUGCAUACCAGGAGGUAGUCUCUUUGCCCAAUUACCCCGGCAUACCCACUGAUGCCACCCUGGAAAUAAAGACACUUCGGUCCAAUGAUACCGGGAUCUAUCGCUGUGAGGUGAUACAUGGUAUCGAAGACAGCCAGGAUACAGUAGAGGUCAAGGUAAAAGGCAUGGUGUUCCAUUACAGAGCCAUCUCCACCCGGUACACUUUGGACUUUGCGAAGGCCAAGCAGGCAUGCAUCCAGAAUAGUGCUGUUAUUGCUACCCCAGAGCAACUCCAGGCUGCCUAUGAUGAUGGCUUUGACCAGUGCGAUGCUGGAUGGUUGGCUGAUCAGACUGUCAGGUACCCAAUGCACCAUCCUCGAGAAGGUUGUUAUGGCGACAAGGAUGAAUUUCCUGGAGUGAGGACAUACGGAGUUCGCGAUACGGACGAGACGUACGAUGUGUAUUGUUAUGCAGAGGAAAUGGAAGGUAAAGUCUUCUAUGCCACCUCCCCAGAGAAGUUCACCUUCCCAGAAGCUGCAGAGAAAUGCCACCGCCUUGGCGCUCGUCUGGCAACAACAGGAGAGCUUUACCUGGCCUGGAAAGAUGGGAUGGAUGUGUGUAGCGCUGGCUGGUUGGCAGAUCGCAGCGUUCGGUACCCUAUCAACAAGGCAAGUCCCACCUGUGGUGGCAACCUGGUGGGCGUGCGCACAGUGUACCUCCAUGUCAACCAGACAGGGUAUCCUCACCCCCAUUCCCGCUAUGAUGCUAUCUGCUAUGCUGGUAGUGAUUUUGACACAAUCAUCCAUGAGAACUUCACUGGUGAGAUAAUCGAUGAACUGGGCAGCAGCUUCACCAUCCAGACAUUCACAGAGACAGACAUCGAGCUAGAAUUUGCACUUAAUGCCACCGGGGAGGAGGCCCGAGGCAGCAUCGCCACCUUGGAGCCAAUAGACUUUACCACCUCAGAGGGGGCAGAGGGCUUCACAGCAACUCCAGAUCACUUUGUUACUCACUUCUUUGAUGAGGCAGAGAACAGGACAGAUGUGGAGAUCUGGGAGGAUCUAGAAAAUGCCACCAUCUCAAUCCCAGACACUCUUGUCACUACCGAUACCCCAGAGGUGAGCUCUGUGGAAGACAGCUUGUGGUCUACCGCUGCCAUAACACCAGAACUAGAAUCUGCCUUGUCGUUCACAGUGGAAGAUCAAAUUGUGCCAGGGACAGCUGUUCCUGGUAUUGGUCUUGUUCCCAGGCAGCCCAUUUCUCCCACAGGUGUUGUCUUUCAUUAUCGAGCAUCCACCAAUAGAUAUUGCCUGACUUUUGUCAAAGCCCAGCAAGCCUGCCUAGAUAAUAAUGCUAUUAUUGCCACUCCUGAACAAUUGCAGGCUGCCUAUGAGGAUGGUUAUGAUCAAUGUGAUGCUGGCUGGCUGAGGGACCAGACUGUCAGGUACCCCAUUGCGAUUCCACGGAGCAAAUGUGAAGGAGACAAAGAAGAUAUCCCAGGAGUCCGGACAUAUGGUAUGCGCCCAGCAUCAGAGAUGUUUGAUGUAUACUGCUAUAUCAAGAGACUGAAUGGUGAGGUCUUCUUUGCAACACAACCAGACCAGUUCACCUUACUGGAAGCCCAAGAAUACUGUCAGAGCCAGAAUGCCACUCUGGCUUCUACUGGACAACUUUAUGCUGCCUGGAGAUUGGGCCUGGAUAACUGCCUUGCUGGCUGGCUGGCUGAUGGCAGCCUUCGAUAUCCCAUUGUCAACCCACGUCCUGCGUGUGGUGGGGAGCAGCCUGGUGUGAGGACCACCUACUUGUACUCCAAUCAGACAGGAUUCCCUGACCCACAAUCAAAGCACCAUGCUUUCUGUUUCAGAGCUCAACCAUCUCUGUAUGAGGACAUAGAGGAAGAUCUCAUUGCAGCCCAGCUAGUCCCUGGGAUUGAGGAAGUCCCUUCUGGGGAGGAAACGACUGUGGAAAUGGAAUUUGCAACUGAUGUUGAAAACCAGACUGAGUGGGGAACAGAAGUGUUUCCGACGAAUAUAUCAUUGUUGUCUGUGAGUCCAUCAGCUGUUCCUUCUGUUGAUGGAACACCUGAUGAAACAAGUGCAGAAGCUCCAGUCACAAAAACAUAUGAUUCUGGCUGGACAUCUGGAGCUCCAGAUAUAAGCGGGAUGUUUGAACCUAGUGGAGAACCUUCUGGAUUUGGAGAAAGCGGACUCCCUUCUGGAGCCACAGACUUUAGUGAGCUUCCUUCUGGAGAGAGUGGGCUACCAUCAGAAGACUUAAGUGGCCUAACUUCUGGCAUUAUUGAGGUCAGCAUCUUACCUUCUGGAGAUGAAGAAUUGACAUCAGGGAUUGCCUCGGGAAUCCAAGAACGAGUACCUGGACUUCAAGAAGGCAAAGGGAUUCCAGAAAUGAGUGGGUUGCCUUCUGGAUUUAGUGGAGAGAAUUCUGGUUUUGAACAUUUUAGUGGCUUACCAUCUGGGGAGUAUGAUUACAGUGGUCUCACAUCCGGAUUUCCUACCGUGUCCCUUGUGAAUGCCACAUUGGUGGAAGUUGUAACCACAGCAACGGACAAGGAAGUGGAAGGGAAAGGAACAAUUGAGGUCAGUGGAGAUGGAGACUUACCAGGGUUUCCCUCUGCUGAAUGGGACAUUAGUGGGGUAACCAGUGGAUUACCCUCGGGAGUUGAAGUCAGUAGAAUACCUGACAUUAGUGGGCUUUCCUCAGGACUCGAUAUCAAUGGUGAGCUGUCUGGGAUACCUGAUCUCAGUGGAUUACCAUCAGGACUUGAUGUUAGUGGACAAUCAUCUGGUCUGCCAGAUAUUAGUGGGUUGUCUUCAGGAAUUUUCAGUAGAGAACAUUUUGGGAUACCUGAUGUAAGUGGUUUUGUGGACUUAAGUGGCCAAGCUUCUGGUAUUGAUGGAAGCAGCGAGCCUUCAGGGGUCACAUUCAUAGAUGCUAAUCUGUUUGAAGUGACAACUCCUGCAGCUAAAGAAGAAGAAGGGAAAGGAUUUGUAGAAAUGAGUGGGUUGGCUUCAGGAGACGAAGGUUUAUCAGGCAUGGUGUCUGGAAUUCCAGAUGUGAGUGGUCAGCCUUCUGGCCAAAUAGACUUCAGUGGGUGGACUUCAAGAGCUCAUGAAAUCAGUGAACUUCCAAGUGGACUAACAGACAUUAGUGGAGAAAGUUCGGGUGUUGGUCUCACCAGUAGCUUGCCAUCUGGAAUUUAUGAUUACAGUGGACUUGCGUCUGGGUUUCCCACAAUCUACCUUGUGGAUACAACUUUGGUGGAAGUUGUAACACAGCCAUCUGCUGCCCAGGAACUAGGAGAAGGGACAUCUGGGAUAUUAGAAAUCAGUGGACUUCCUUCAGGAGAGAGGGAGGCAUCUGGGGAACCAUAUGGUGUAACGACAGCUAGUGGAUUUCCAUCAGGGACAGUUGACAUCAGUAGAACAUUAUCAGGUGUUCCAUAUUUUAGUGGUGAAAUUGCUGGUGUCACUGACCUUAGUGGAGAGUCUUCAACAGUAACAGGUACUAGCGGUGAUGCCUCUGGAAUCCCAGAAGUCACUUUAGUAACAUCUGAACUUAUAGAAUCUGUGACGAGCCCAGCAAUCUCACAAGAAAUGGCUGGAAGAACAGAGGCAACAUAUCACCAUUUUCCUGAAUCAAGUGGGGAAGCCUCCACAGCUGGUGGAGAGACUUCUGCAUAUCCUGAAAGUACCAUAAACCCCUCUGAAUAUCAUGACAUUAGUGGUGAAACAUCCAUAUUUCAUGAAGCUGGUGUAGAAACCUCUACUCUUAAUGAAGCUAGUGGUGAAACAUCCAUAUUUCAUGAAGCUGGUGUAGAAACCUCUACUCACCAUGAAACAAGUGGUGAGGCACCCACAUUUCAUGAAGCUGGUGUAAACACCUCUACUGUUCAUGAAAUAAGUGGUGGAACAUCCACAUUUCAUGAAGCUGGUGUAGAAGCCUCUACUGUUCAUGAAAUAAGUGGUGGAACAACCACAUUUCAUGAAGCUGGUAUAGAAACCUCUACUCUUAAUGAAACUAGUGGUGAAACAUCCAUAUUUCAUGAAGCUGAUGUAGAAACCUCUACUCACCAUGAAACAAGUGGUGAGGCACCCACAUUUCAUGAAGCUGGUGUAAACACCUCUACUGUUCAUGAAAUAAGUGGUGGAACAACCACAUUUCAUGAAGCUGGUAUAGAAACCUCUACUCUUCAUGAAACGAGUGGUGGGACAUACACAUUUCAUGAAGCUGGUGUAGACACCUCUACUCACCAUGAAACAAGUGGUGAGGCAUCCACAUUUCAUGAAGCUGGUGUAGAAGCCUCUACUGUUCAUGAAAUAAGUGGUGGAACAUCCACAUUUCAUGAAGCUGGUGUAGAAGCCUCUACUGUUCAUGAAAUAAGUGGUGGAACAACCACAUUUCAUGAAGCUGGUAUAGAAACCUCUACUCUUAAUGAAACUAGUGGUGAAACAUCCAUAUUUCAUGAAGCUGAUGUAGAAACCUCUACUCACCAUGAAACAAGUGGUGAGGCACCCACAUUUCAUGAAGCUGGUGUAAACACCUCUACUGUUCAUGAAAUAAGUGGUGGAACAACCACAUUUCAUGAAGCUGGUAUAGAAACCUCUACUCUUCAUGAAACGAGUGGUGGGACAUACACAUUUCAUGAAGCUGGUGUAGACACCUCUACCCACCAUGAAACAAGUGGUGAGGCAUCCACAUUUCAUGAAGCUGGUGUAGAAACCUCUACUCUUCAUGAAACGAGUGGUGGGACAUCCACAUUUCAUGAAGUUGGUGUAGACACCUCUGCUCACCAUAAAACAAGUGGUGAGGCAUCCACAUUUCAUGAAGCUGGUGUAGACACCUCUACUGUUCAUGAAAUGAGUGGUGAAGCAUCAACAUUCCCAGAAAGCCACCCAGAAAUGUCCACUCUUUAUGAAAAGGGUAAUGAAACAUCAGCAUUACCCGAAAGCUAUUCAGAAACAUUUGGAGUACUUUUUACCAGUGGAUUGCCCUCUGAAGGACUUGAAGAAAGGAGUCAAAUCCAUGGGGACAGUUCUGGGCCACCCCCUCACCCUGUCUCAGAUGUUCCGGAGAAAGCUUUGUUGCCAGAUAGUCUACCUGGGACCAGUAAUCCAGAUGCUGAACUAACUGAACACUCCAAGCAUCUAGAAGAAGACCAGGUUAAAACAGAUGCCUAUACACAAAUAACACCAGGGUCAGAAGUGGAAGGUGUGGCUAUUCCAGAGGUUCCACCAACACCUCCUACUGCCACUGAUUUCCUGCCUGAAGGUUCACCUGAAAUAACAGCUAAUGCAACACCUACUGCACAAGUUACACCCAAGACAUGUGAAGAGAAGCCAUGUGGUGUUGGGACCUGUCAGGAACAAGAUGGGAGCAUCACUUGCCUGUGCCCACCUGGAUAUAUGGGCGAUCGCUGUGACAUAGACAUUGAUGAGUGCCACUCCAGCCCCUGUCUGAAUGGAGCUACCUGCGUCGAUGGCAUCCACAUUUUCAAAUGCUUAUGCCUUCCCAGCUACGGAGGGGACCUCUGUGACAUUGAUCUGGCAGAAUGUGAAGCAGGCUGGACCAAAUUCCAAGGCAACUGUUACAAGCACUUUGAAGAAAAGCACACGUGGGUGGAUGCUGAGAACCUGUGCCGAGAACAUCAGUCCCACCUGAGCAGUAUCAUCACUCCCGAAGAGCAGGAGUUUGUGAACAACAAUGCACAAGACUACCAGUGGAUUGGCCUUAGUGACAGAGCUAUUGAAGAUGACUUCCGCUGGUCUGACGGACACUCCCUUCAAUAUGAAAACUGGCGGCCCAACCAACCUGACAACUUCUUUGCCAAAGGAGAAGAUUGUGUUGUAAUGAUCUGGCAUGAGAAGGGCGAGUGGAACGAUGUCCCCUGCAACUAUCACCUCCCGUUCACAUGCAAAAAAGGAACAGUUGCCUGCGGAGACCCACCCAUGGUCGAGAAUGCCAGGUACUUUGGGAAGAAGAAGGAGCGCUACGAGAUCAACUCCAUGGUGCGGUACCAGUGCAAUCAGGGCUACAUUCAGCGCCACCUGCCCACCAUUCGGUGUCAACCCAACGGGCACUGGGAAGAGCCACGGAUAGCCUGCAUCGAUCCUUCCACCUACAAACACAGACUACAUAAGAGAAGUCCACGGACUCGAUCAAGGACCAAUAGAGGAAUGGCACAGAGAACCACCCAUUAGAGAGGGGAGAGAUAAGAGAGCGGAAAGAGAGAUUUUAUGGAACAGCUAUAUUAACAGAAUCAAUUUCUUCUUGUUGCUUUUUUGAUGUUUUAUAUAAGGAAAAAAUAUAUUAAAGAAAAAAACCCACCUUGUGUAUAUGUAAAAAGAGAGAGAAGACAUUUUUGCAAAACACCAAAGCAAAAGCAUUUUAUUUUUUGCUAACUGUCUGGAUUCAAUUAUCUUUGUGCCUUUGGGGGGAAGGGGAUGGUGAGGGCCAAUUCAGGGUGAGGGUUAAGUUAAAUAAUAAAGAUUGUUAUUUUUUGUGGAGGGGGGACGUCCUGAUUUUAUUCACAGGCAAUGUAAUUUGAUCUGCAGGGUGGACAUGCCUCUCUCUUUUCUUCUCCCCCCCUCUUUUUUAAAGCAAUUGUGUUUCUCCUUCCCCAGCCCACCCAGAUUCUUCCCACUGCUGCAGCAUACCUUGAACAGUUCAGAGGGGGCCACUGGGAGACAGUGUGUAUUUUUUUUUUUUAAGUGAAAUGGGUUAAGCCAUUUCAGUGGGAAGGGAAAGAGGACUUCCACCUCUCCCAGAGAGGUGGGGGAAACAGCCAUUGCUCAUUUGGAUAUGUUGAUUCCUUUAAAUAAAUGCAAAAUGUAAAAUAAUGUGUGGAGGCUGAAAUUAACGAGAACACCUGACCAGCCAGAGUGGCAAUGAAAAAGAAACAGGGGGCAAAGCUAAAUGAUGGGUCUCUGGGCCUGUUUUCCUCCUGGCCCCUUUUCCUUGUCAGUUUCCAGUGACUCUUAGUCAAUUUCUCCUCCCCUCCAAUUUUUUUUAAUCUUUUAAAUUGUGUGAAGGAAAUG
Rhineura floridana is the source of this 7493-nucleotide messenger RNA. It is a transcript of the gene ACAN, whose product is annotated as aggrecan. Gene Ontology annotation, molecular function: hyaluronic acid binding; calcium ion binding. Lineage: Eukaryota; Metazoa; Chordata; Lepidosauria; Squamata; Rhineuridae. The record is from RefSeq and is a predicted model, not a curated record. The transcript is spliced from 20 exons. The coding region runs from base 126 to 6656 and encodes 2176 amino acids. Gene Ontology annotation, biological process: cell adhesion.